Molecule: messenger RNA, 267 nt
Organism: Bufo bufo (common toad)
Lineage: Eukaryota; Metazoa; Chordata; Amphibia; Anura; Bufonidae
Gene: SYCE3
Product: synaptonemal complex central element protein 3
Exons: 2
Coding region: 1-267 (88 amino acids)
Biological process (GO): reciprocal meiotic recombination; synaptonemal complex assembly; spermatogenesis
Source: RefSeq, a predicted model, not a curated record
AUGGCAGAAGCAAACCCAAACAACCGGACAUGUGAAGGUGCUUCCAAGAUAUUGAAAGACCUGGACAAGGAUAUGGAAAGAAUGCUGGAACAAAUGGAAAAGAUAUCAGUUAAAACUACAUGGAUGGUGUAUGAAAUGGUAGCGACACAGAGGGAUCCUGCCCUGGUUGACCAAGUAAGAAGACUGGAGGAAAGUUUCUUGCAGUGCAGAGAAGAAAUAGAGAAGAAGUGGAAAGAGAUGUUAGAUGAAACCAAGAAGACAUCAUAG